GCAGUUUCAGAGAAAAUAAACUGCGUCUCUGUCAGUGUGAGCGGUAGAAUGGCUGAAGGUGGCGUUUUACUUGAUCAGGACCAGUUCUGCUGUGCGAUCUGUCUGGAUCUACUGAAGGAUCCAGUCACUAAUCUCUGUGGACACAGUUAUUGUAUUAGCUGUAUUAAGGGCUAUUGGAAUCAGUAUGAUCAUACUGGUGUCUACAGCUGUCCCCAGUGCAGAAAGACCUUCACCCCAAGACCUGUUCUGGGCAAAAAUACCAUGCUGGCUGAAGUGGUGGAGAAACUGAAGAAGACUGGACUCCAAGCUGCUCCUCCUGCUCAGUGUUAUGCUGGACCUGGUGAUGUGGCGUGUGAUUCCUGCACUGGGAGAAAGCGCAAAGCCAUCAAGUCCUGUCUGGUGUGCCUGGCCUCUUACUGUGAAACUCACCUCCAGCCACACUAUGAAUCUCCUGCCUUUAAGAAGCACAAACUGGUCAAAGCCACUGGAAACAUGCAGGAGAAGAUCUGCUCUCAUCAUGACAAAUUGCUGGAGAUUUACUGUCGUACCGAUCAGCAGUGCAUCUGUCUGCUGUGUACAAUGGAUGAACACAGAGGCCAUGAUACAAUCUCAGCUGCAGCAGAAAGGACUGAGAAACAGAAACAGAUGGGUGUGAUACAGAGUACAUUUCAGCAGAAAAUCCAGGAGAGAGAAAAGGAGUUUUGUGAUCUGAGACAGGCUGUGCAGUCACUCAAGUGCUCUGCACAGGCUGCAGUGGACGACAAUGAGAAGAUCUUUACUGAGCUGAUCCGCUCCAUUGAGAGAAGGCGCUCUGAGGUGAAAGAGCUGAUCAGAGAUCAGGAGAAGGCUGAGGUGAGUCGGGCUGAAGGACUCCUGAAGCAACUGGAGCAGGAGAUUGCUGAGCUGAAGAGGAGAGAUGCUGAGCUGGAGCAGCUUUCACACACAGAGGACCACAUCCAUUUCCUCCAGUCUGUUCAACUGACUGCCUGCAUUUAUGCUGCUCUAUUUCAGUCUCUGUAUGCCCCUCCAAGAACUGCAGACUUAUCCAGCAUCACGAUAAAUCAACAUGUCUCCUUUGAAGCUGCAAAGAAGUGUCUUUCUGAACUGAAAGAACGACUGGAGGACGUCAGUAAGGGAGAAUUGCUUAAGAUCACCGAAUCAGUGAAAGAGGUUGCUAUUCAGCAAAUUCCACAGCCUAAAGAUAGAAAGGAGUUCUUGCAAUAUUACUGUCAUCUCACACUGGACCCCGACACAGCCUACACAAAGCUAUCUCUGGCUGAGGGGAACAGAGCGGUGACCCGCGUCAGUGUGAGCCAGUCAUAUCCCGAUCACCCAGCCAGGUUUGACUACUGGGAGCAGGUGCUGUGCAGAGAGGGUCUGUCUGGACGCCACUAUUGGGAGGUUGAGAGGAGUGGGAAAGGAGAUGUCUACAUAGCAGUGUCUUAUGAAGGGAUAAGGAGAAAAGGGUGGGGUCACAAUGCUAUCUUUGGGUACAAUGACAAGUCCUGGAGCCUGUGGUGCUCUCCUACCAAAUGUUAUUUCUAUCACAACAAAAAAAGCACAACCCUCCCUAUCUCUAUGUCCUCCAGAAUAGGAGUGUACCUGGAUCACAGGGCAGGAACUCUGUCCUUCUACGGCGUCUCUGACACAAUGACUCUCCUGCACAGCGCUGAGGGCAAAUUCACUCAGCCCCUCUAUCCUGGGUUCUAUGCCAACACAGCACAGUCUACAAUUAAGCUGUGCUCAGUUGGGUUAGAGUGAAAGAUGAAUUAGAUAGCUGCUUUAUCUCUGCACACUGCACGCUCUAUAGAAGACACACAGGAACACUUGCCCCAAGAGAGAAUAAUUGGUCACACUGUACAACAAGGAUACUGACUCCUAAGUCUUUAUGUUAAGCUAAGAUGUUAUGCUAACCUGGAAACCGAGCCAGUGAAUGCACAAAAGUAGAAAAAAAGGUAUAUUUCCCAAAAAUGGUGGUGUAUUCCUUUAACUAAUGUAGUUGUUUCCAUGAAUGAAUUGUUUUACAAAUAUAUUAAGCACGAAAGUUUUAAUGCAUUUGUUAACUACUAACUAAUGUAUUAAUUACAGUACAUGAAUACAGUAGUGUUCAGUGAUGAUUAUACACAAUGAUUGUGUAUAAUGAUUAUACACAAUGAAGAUAAUUCAUAAACCAAGUACUAUUCAAGUAUUUAUUUAAUGUAAUAUUGGUUCAUAUAGCAGAAAAUAAGGAAACAGAUAACAAUAUAUUGUGAAAACAAAAAUAAUUGUCUCUUUUGGAGAAAAAAAAUCAAUAUCUAGUGUGGCCACCCUUUGCUUUGAUUACAGCAUUUAAUUGUUCACAUAUUUUUUUAUUUCUACACUCGUUGAACCCUUCCAUAUGGUUUGAAGUUCAUUCCAAAGCGAUUCUUUCGAUGUUGCAACAGAUUUAUUUAUCUUGGUAUCCAGCAAAUCUCAGAUUUGCUCAAUCAGAUUAAGGUCUUGAGCAGGCCAAGUCAUAACUUUUAUGUCACCAGAUAAUUAUUUCCAUCAAGUGACCAACCAGCAUCAUGUAAGGCUACAAUGCGACUAUGAACAAUCUCAGAGAGCUCCUACCAUCGUACCAUCAUGUUUAACACUGUAACACUGCCCAAAGUUAGUGCUACCUUAAAUACUGGAACAACUGACCAUCAGAAGUAAUUUUUCAGAAUAAUGCUGCUUCAAACCAGUUUAAACAAAUUGUUUAGCAUCAACAAUCAUGGAAUGAGCCUUCAAACAUACAUUCAUGCUAUGCAAAAGUAAAAAAGAAAAAAAUGUUUAUUAGCCAUUCUUUUACCCCAAUGUCAUUGUGGGAAUAUUUUUUUUGUUCUCAUUGCCUACAAUAGUAUUGUGCAAUACAUUUUCACCAAGAUUGUAGUAAUUUUGUAGUAUAUCAUCACUGCACACUGCACACGACUGUAUGUAUACAUUAGCAAACCAUAGGAUAAAAUUAGAAUUGGUUAACCAUGAACAAAUAGAUAAACUGUUUUUUAUUCCAAUAUGAAUCCGCAUGAACUAAUGUAAUUGUUAACAUGAAUUGAUGAUGUACAAAUCCACAAACACAGAUUAACAAUGAACAAAUACAUUAUUAGGAAAUACAUUAACACAGAUUAUUACAUACACAGAUUAGCUUCCCAGUAGUUAGUUAGCAACUACUGUACAUUAGUUAAUGCCAAUUCAUGUAAGGGGUUACCAAAUAAUUGUAAAAACGUAAUUAAACAAAUAGUGAAUUUGGAUAAUGUGAACUCAUGAAUCAUUCUGUGACUGAGUAGGCUAUUUAUUUCUGAGCAGCCAUUUCCUGGUGGAUCGAAUCGCAGGUUUGUGGGCUGGUAUGUGACAUUUACGGAUAUGGAAGCAGUUUGCACACACAUGCGGCUCAUGGCUAGGCAGCUGAGCCAGUGUUAUGGAUCACGGAGCUCAGGCCAGAUCAAGGUGAACCUGUGCUAGCACUCGCUGACAUAAACAAACUUUUAGUCAGUUCUCUCCUUCUUUACAGUUCUCCAGUACAUUUAGCUGACAACCGGAAAAGGCAGCACAUAGCAAACAAAAACAGCGGUGCAGAUUUAACAAGUAAGCUGAUCACUUGGCUUCUGUUAUUUAUUUUUAAAGUAUUGAAUUCAUUUUAAACAAUCCACAGGUGAUCACUGGUGAUCACUCCCCUUUAUAAAUGUUUGGUGUAGAAACUUAGGGGCUCAGUUGGAAUCCUCUUCACUUUUAGAGAAAUCAGAAUGAACACUGAGUUCUAAAUAUAUUAUACUAUCAUAGUUCAAGUAUUUUAUUUUCUCAUUCUAUUUACUGAGUGGUAACAUAUAUCUAAUACUUAUAUAUCCCAAGAAUGUCCGCAUCUAGACAGACUGAGAUAAAGGGAAGAUGGACUGUGGUGUUCUGGGGGUGUUCUAGUUGAGGGGUAUGAUUAUUUACUCUAUCUCUAUUCUUAAUUUGUGUAUUUUGUAAUUGACUAUUGUAUCUAAAGCUAAUAACCUGCCUGCGAAUAAAUUAUUUGGCUUGUAA
Conger conger (European conger) is the source of this 4026-nucleotide messenger RNA. Its product is annotated as tripartite motif-containing protein 16-like. Lineage: Eukaryota; Metazoa; Chordata; Actinopteri; Anguilliformes; Congridae. The coding region runs from base 49 to 1761 and encodes 570 amino acids. The transcript is spliced from 6 exons. The record is from RefSeq and is a predicted model, not a curated record. Gene Ontology annotation, molecular function: protein binding; zinc ion binding.